Messenger RNA from Caenorhabditis sp. 36 PRJEB53466, 923 nucleotides. The record is from the annotation of a GenBank genome assembly. Lineage: Eukaryota; Metazoa; Nematoda; Chromadorea; Rhabditida; Rhabditidae.
AUGGGAGGCUGUCCGUUAUGUCGCGGACCGAUCGAUACGAAUCUGUUCAAGAAACCAGUUCAACAUCUGGACCUCAAAAUGGACAUACCCGGUUCUCCAAGUACCACAAACAAUUCACGUAAGAUUCAGUAUUGUAACGUUCUCUUUGAAAUAACGUUCUCUUUGAAGUUCCCAGAGUUGUGAAGACUGAAGAGGACGUGAAGUCAGAUGUCGGGGCACUGAAUGCCGCACUCGCUAAUGCACCAGAAGAGAAGAAAUACUGGUUGUAUCGUGGAAGAAACCAAGGAUGGUGGCGUUUCGAUUUGCGAAACGAGAAGGACAUCGAAGAGGCGUUCACCAACGGCAUGCCGAUCACCGAAUUGACUAUUUGUGGCAGGUCGUACGUCAUUGACUUCUCCAAGAUGGAACAGUAUCAGAAGAACAAUCAGAACAGUUCCAGAGAUAUCAAGUAAGAAUUUACGGAAAUUCGCUCAAACUUUUUAUGGAUCUAUUAAGUCGGGAAAAAACUAGUUUUUUACCGAAAAACUGGUAAAAAACUGCGAGAAAAUAGGUUUUUUUCCUGCUGUCCGUUGCCAGACCCGCGCUAUAAAGGCAUGCGCCUUUAAACAAUUUAAAUGACCGCCCCCAAAGCUAACUAUUUUCUGGAGGACAUUUGAAUUAUUUAAAAGCGCAUGCCUUUAUAGCACGGGUCUCGCAACAAACAGCAGAAAAAAACGUAUUUUCCCGGAGUUUUUUACCAGUUUUUUCCUCAUUUGAAUAGGUUUUUUUUCCGUAAAAAACUAGUUUUUUUCCCGACUGAAUAGGUCCAUUAGAGAAAUCCCAAAAAACUUUCGUUAUUCUUCGCUUUCAGACGCGUCAACGCUACCGACUUCGACGGCAUGGACGUCAAAGGAUUGGCCGGAAUGUUCGUAAACAACCACUAA